This is a messenger RNA of Crotalus tigris (Tiger rattlesnake), 2022 nucleotides long. It is a transcript of the gene ANXA9, whose product is annotated as annexin A9. The record is from RefSeq and is a predicted model, not a curated record. Bases 605 to 1720 code for a protein of 371 amino acids. The transcript is spliced from 13 exons. Lineage: Eukaryota; Metazoa; Chordata; Lepidosauria; Squamata; Viperidae. Gene Ontology annotation, molecular function: calcium-dependent phospholipid binding; calcium ion binding. Gene Ontology annotation, cellular component: cytoplasm.
UUCACGGCAAGUAACCAAUUUCCCAGGACUUUUGUUUGUCAAGUUCACACAACUCACUAUCGCAGGCCGGGCCCCUCCCCUUCUGCCUGCAAAAGCUGAUUUGGGGGGGGUCCAAAUCGGGGAGGGUGGGCUGUUCCUGCCCGUGCAACGUUGCAACGCCAGGCUUGAGACGGGAGCCCUGCAGGUUGUUUGAACUGACACUCUGGAUGUUUGUUUUCCCACCCGCAGAGAGAGAGCUAGCCGGAGGGAGAGGCUUCCAGCGCCCCAGAGCCUGGCUUCCUCGCAAGGGGAGAGAAGGGAGGGAUAGCCGGAUAAUUACCAGCAAAAUAAGCAUUUUUCCCUACCUACGGCCUGCGCCCAAAACAAAACAAGCGUUUUGCAGAAGAAAGCCGAGCGGGUGCAGGACGGGGGAAGCUGGGCACUUCCUGGAUCUGAAAGAAGAGCUUGAACUGGAAGCCUCCUGGGGUUUCUGCCCUUGCAAAUCCUCUUCUUUGCAGCAGCCAGCGCUGGCUUGCUUGAGGGCUGCCUAAGUGGGGCUCUUCCACACACUCCCACACCCCCACAACUUGGCAAGCCUGCAAGGAACCGGCUGGAACAGGAAUCCAUGGCCGAAGAAAUUUUGGAGCAGUUGCCGCUGGCCGAAAAGGUGGCCGUGUGGGGCACCCUGGGAACCAUCCGCCCUCACCUGCAUUUUGAUGCAGCAAAAGAUGCCCAGACUUUCUUUGAGGUCAUCAGUGGGGAAGAUUUCGACUCUUCCUGGAGUACGUCUAACUCGUCUAACUCGAGGGGCAGGAGCAGAGUUUGCAAACUCCUGGUUUGGGGGCCUCGGCUGAAACCGGGACCCUCGGGUCCCCCCAAAGGGGUCAACUGCAGAGUCAUCAUUGACCUGCUGACCAGCCGGAGCAGCGAGCAUCGCCAGCAGAUUGCUGAAGCCUUCCUCGACUUCACCCAACAGGGCCUGUUGAAAACUCUGGAGGCGGUGAUGCCCAGCCGGUUUGAGACCAUUAUCAGGGCUCUGCUCCGACCGGCGGCUCAGAACGAUGCCCAUGAGAUCCAGGCAGGAUUGCAGAGUCUGGAGGUGGAAAGCCUGAUUGAAAUCGUCUCCACUCAAAGGACAAAACAGCUCCAGGAAACCUUGGCUUAUUAUAAACAAGAUUUCAAAUCGGACCUGGAAACAGAUAUCGCUUGUGGCACCACCGGUGGCUUUCAAGAACUGCUUCUUGCCUUGAUCAAGGGUGAGCGGGAACGCCAUUUGGGGUUGAUCGAUUACGUCUUGAUACGGCAAGAUUCAAAGGCCCUCGCCGAUGCGGCCGCUGGAGGCCUGGAGCAGAGCACGUGGGUCCGGAUCCUGGCUCAACGCAGCCCCGAGCAUUUGAGGAGAGUGUUCAGCUGGUACCAAGAGCUGACAGGAAACUCAGUUGAGGAAACUAUGGAGAAACAUUUCCAGGGAGACUUCCGGGAAGCAGGUUUAACGCUGGUUUCCCUCCUGAGAAACACACCGCUAUAUUUUGCCAUCAGGCUCCACUCGGCCAUUAAGGAAGGACACAAUCCCCGGACAGCUGUCCGAAUCAUGGUCUCCCGCAGCGAGACGGACCUUCUGAGCAUCCGCGCCGAGUUCAAGAGGCGCUAUGGGGUCUCGCUCUACUCCUUCAUUGAGAUGGAAACGCAAGACGAAUACCAGGCGGCUUUGCUCGGCUUGUGCAAGGCGGAAGAUCUGUGAGACUGGCUCCCAGCCAAGGAUCCUCUCUGUCCAGAGGCAGUCUACCUUAGGAGACCCCCCCCAGCACUUCCUUCCAGCAAAGCUGCCUCUCAAAGUUGCAAAGGAGCCCCUCCCCCCCCAAAGGCAGCUGCGGAAUUCAGCCUGACCAGUUGGACGGAUGUCCGCCUCUCUCCCAGCCCAAAUUCUUCCGAUGCUUUCCAGGGGCCUGAGUGUGUGUGUGUGUGUGGGGGGGGAGAUUUAGCCAUCUGCAAGUUUUAUCAGGUAUUUACAAAAAAAAAAAAAAAAAAAAAACUUCGGUCAAA